Messenger RNA from Cannabis sativa, 6611 nucleotides. RefSeq lists its product as uncharacterized. Bases 289 to 6363 code for a protein of 2024 amino acids. Lineage: Eukaryota; Viridiplantae; Streptophyta; Magnoliopsida; Rosales; Cannabaceae. Gene Ontology annotation, biological process: positive regulation of DNA-templated transcription. The transcript is spliced from 19 exons. Gene Ontology annotation, molecular function: protein binding; histone H3K4 methyltransferase activity. Gene Ontology annotation, cellular component: histone methyltransferase complex. The record is from RefSeq and is a predicted model, not a curated record.
UAUACUUCUUCUUCUUCUCAUAAAAGAGUAAAGGGUAAAGCUCCUGUUGCUCUGCAACUCUCACCAACUCUCUCUCUCAAAGAAGCUAAUAUCAUUAAAUUGAAGGCUCGCUUUAAUGAUUCUUACUGGUAGAAAAAUGUGAUUAUACAUCUCUGAAAUGUAUACAUCGAUGUUAAAUAUAUUGCGACUUUAUUUUUUGUUAUACUUGUUUUUUUUUUGUCUGAAAACCUUGUUCUGCGUUUGAUGAUUUUAAUGGAGGAAGCCUAGGCUUUUUCAGAGCUUUGAGAGAUGGAGAAUUCGUGGCAAGCUAAAUUUAGUUCGACCAUGCAGUCUUCAGCUCCGUCUGUGGCUUCCUCUUCGUCUCAGGAGCUCCGGAAUCAGGCUGAGAGGAACAGCCACUGUUAUCCCUAUCUCCACGAUUCACACGAUUCAAGACAGAAACUACUUGGAAUGGUGCAAGAUCCCCCAUUUACUAGCUAUCCAAAUCUAAUCCACCACAAAUUUGGUCAGGGUAAUCUUGGAAAUUCUUUUCUGGCCCUCCUGUCUGGGUCCCCAUCUCUCUUGCAGAAUGAUUUUAAAGAAUUACAGAACUCAAAACCUAUGAGUGAUAGUAAUAGUGUCGCUGUCAACAAUAUUGGAAGUGGGUUCCCAUUGACAUUUAGCAGGCUACAAUCAGAAUAUCCUAGUGAACAAAACCUGCAACAUGGAACAUAUUUUCGCCCCUCUAUCUUAAGUAGGGUGGUAGAAGGUUCCAAUUCUAGUAGCUGUUCCUCUUUCACUGGUUUUCGGAGUCAAUGCCCGGAAACAAGAGCCAUUCAUUGCAUGGUUCCUGGUAAUGAAAAUGCAAAUGUUUUUUCUUCAAUUGGGGAAUUGCAUGGUAUAAACACUUCAAAUGCCGGGAAGGUUUCUGUCAUGAAAGCUCAUACUUCGCAACUGAAGUCAUUAGAUGCAAACACUUCUCUUUCCAACCACUCGUAUAGUUUUUUGAGUGAUUGUCCACGAGUUCUUUGUUUGGGAACUGGUGGAUAUCUACUCAUCAGCAACACAGGUCUUCUUGGCAUUGUUUGCUCAUGCCAUUGCAUCCACAUGUCUGUCUUGAAAUUUUGUGAGCAUUCAGGAUUAUAUGAUACAAACCCUGGCGAUGCUGUUCGUAUGGACAAUGGUGAAACCAUAGCUCAGUGGCGGAAGUUCUACUUCCAGAAAUUUCGGAUUAGGGUUCCAGAAGAUCGAAGUGAUUGGGACUGGCCUGAUGGAUUAUCUGCAACUUCUGAUUUUAUGAAACCGAAGAUGACUUUGCCCAACGUUCCCAGCGUUUCAAGUAACUGCUCUCUUGUGGUUCAUCCAUCAGAAGGUUUAGUAUGGUCUGGGCAACUUUUUAACAAUGCUGUGUUACCAAGAAGUCUUCAUGCAGAGCAAUGUUAUCUUAUGGAUGCCUUACAAAAUAAACUCAAGAGCAAUGUUGAAGACAGUAACCACGUCAGCAGUUUCAUGGGAACUUCUCAGAACAAUUUUGAGUGCCGUCACUCUACAUGUUCAACAGUUUCAGGAUCUGUUGGUAGUGGUUUUCAAGAUCCCCAUCAGUCUAUUGUGGCUUCUAUUGAUUCUAAUUUGAAGAAUGGAAAUUCAUCAUUUACUGCUCCUGGUAUGCAGGAUGUGAGAACUAUGGGUGAAAGAUCUGAUUUCUGUAUGUUUAAAAAUGCAUCAGCUAGUGUCUUUGCAGGCAAGGAUACUGCCUUUUCAAAUGUUGAAUUGAAGCUUGGACAACCAUAUCAAAUUUCUAAAAAUUCCGAACAUUCAUCUUCUGGACCACAACUGCUGGAUGCAGUUGUGAAUCCAUCAAAGCUGCACCCCCGUGAGCAGAUGACACACAAUACAGACUGGGGCAAUGCGGGAGUUGGACAAUCUUUGUACUUUUCUGCUGGACCAUGUUCUUCCCUUGAAAAAAGAGAACGAAACCAGUUGAAUCUUGGUAAGGUCAACAACACUGCUGCAGUAGAGACAUCCAGAGGCAAUUUAUCUCAGAAUGCCGUGGUUUCUCUACUCACCAAUUUCAACCUGUUAGUUGGGAAUGGCAGUCAAGUAAAACCCAAUGAUAAUAUGACCAGUGUCAUAGAGCACACUGUUCCUGACACACAAUAUGAUGAACCUCGCUUUGCCAAGUUUGAUCAAUCUGAUGUUCUGUGUAACAGCAGGAAUGGUCUAGAAAGGCAGUUAAACAUCUCUGGAAUAGGUUCCCAUGGACUAAUGAUUGACAAGGGGAAAUGGGGAGGUUUUGUUGAGGGUGGAUCACACUUUGUGAAAGAUUCAGGGAGUAGAAUUCCAAAGCAAAUUGAGAUUUCAACCUAUCAUCCUCCACUUUCAGCUGCACAAGGAAGCAGCUGUAGUAUAUAUCAGUUGGCUAGUGUACCGCCUGAAGCACCUGAUACUAGAGGCGUAUCUAAUGAUGUUGAGAACAUCUGUACUUUUGGGAGUAGUCUGCAUGUUGAUCAUGUGAAUUAUAGUUCUUCAGCUUCACCCAUUGGGCAUGGGAUAACUACACCAUCUCAAGUGACAAAGGGAGUUCCUUUAGCUUCAUAUUCUUGUUUGGUGGAUCAGCCUUCAACUUUUCAUAGAGAAGAAAACAUUAGUGUUAGCUCUCAUCUGGUUGAUGAUAAUUUGAGAAUGCUUGCCCUGAGGCAAAUGCUGGGACAAAAACAUGCCUUUCCUUCUUUUGGAAUCAACAAAGGGAAUGGACGACGUGAAGGAGUUUCUUAUUUGCAUCAUUCUCUUGCUGAGUCGUCAGCACGUGGGGACCAGUGUAAUGGACCUGGUCAUACCAGUAGUAGAGAGGUUUUUGAAGCCCCCAAACCACACCCACCUUCAACUUGUGCUACUAGUGUGAGUGGCUGUUGUGAUUUAUCAUCACUGAUACGAGGAAGUUCAAUACAUUCUAAAGAAAUCGCUGUGCCAUAUCAGCUUUCCAGUGACCCUAUUCAAAAUGAGCAGCUCUCUAUGAGUAGAAGCGAAAAGAACAUUGCUAGACUAUCAGAGCAGGAAAAAUGUUCUGGAGUUCCUUCUACUUGUUUCCAGCGCAAUUGCAACCCAGUCCAUAAAAAUUGUUUGCAGAAUUUGGAGACUGUUGGAGGUUUUCCUAGUGCCUUGAAGGAGCAACCAGAGAUGCCUUAUGGUGAAGCAUCUGUAAUUUCUCCAAGGUUCUGUAAGAAUCAUAUUUUUCAAAAUGAUCAAGGAGGAUCAUGUAAUGGGAAACUACUCAGGAACACUGUUAUCCAUGCUUCUCAGUGGAGAGAUGUCCCAAGCAAGGUCAAAGGGAUUACUAAUGCCAUGUGUGGAGAUACUUCUGCUAAACACAAUAUUGGUACCACACAGGCAAUUGAAUCCUUUACAGAGCAUGAAACUUCCAAUAUUUCUUCUGGGUCUUAUGCCCCUGCAAUCACUAAGCUGUCAGUUGACGUUAGCAACAUGGAUUGUUCUAGUGCUGAUGCUGGAAAUACUGGAUGCAUUAGUAAUCUUAAUGAUGAAGGGUCCGGCAUUGAGAAAUGCUGCUCAUCAGAUGAUGCACAUGGAAGUGAAAGAAGCCCAGAAUUUCUUGGUGAUAUUGGCAAGACUAACUUGAAUGAGUAUGCUUCUUCCAAUAAUUCAAACAAUCAUCCAUCGAGAAGUCUUCUUGAUGAGCUCAAGCUCAUAGAUACUAUGACAUGGAGGAAAGGUGGAAAUCAAUUUGAACCUGGAAUAACCCUUUUAAACGAGGAGACACUUUCCAAUAAGGUUAAUAGAUGCUUGAAAAAGGGGAAGAAGAAGAGCGGCCGUUCAUCUUUGUUACAGUAUAAAAGUACCAAACUAGCUAAUUCUUCUGAAUUUUCAUCUUCUGACUCCUCCAAAAGGACAAAAAUGCUUUUCUUGUCCAAUGGCAAAGGAAAAUCUUUUGAAUCCUGUUUUGAUCAACAUAAUUCUAACCAUAAACUUUCUUUAAUUUCUUCCACGAAGAAACCUCCUCGUAAAAGAGAUCUCUGCAAUCUUUAUAAUGACAGCAGAGGGAAAGUUGUUUGUUGCACAGAACAAAGUCCUAGCAAUUGUGAAAUUCCAGGGGCAUCAAAUGCAGAGAAAUUCAAGAGGGAAUGUAUUUUCAAUAAUGAGACUAGAACAGUGAAGACAUACAAGUUCACAAGUGAGAUGAAUUCAUCCUGUAUUUUGCAGGAAGAUGUUUGUCGGUGGAAAUCAAGACCAAUUGUAUGUGGGAAGUAUGGAGAACUAUCUGAUAGUGACUUGGUGGAAGAAAUGUCGAAACCGGCAAAAAUUGUUCCUCUUGGUAGAGUCCUUAAACGUGCGAAAAGGUGCAAACUUCCCAAGAAUGAAAAAGCUUUAUUUACUUCUAUGGAAGAGUUGAAGAUAACAGGAAAUGGUGGUACUGAUGUUAACUGUAAUCCAUUUCACCUUUUGGAGACCAAUAAAAAAAGUAGAAGCCAUGAAACUGCUGUCUCUGGUAAAAUCACUAAAGAGGAUACUUUCUUGGAAACAAUGAAGAAUGGAUGCGACAACAGAGAUAAGAAGUACGCUGAAGAGUUUUCUGUGUUGGAGAUAGAGACAAAUAAUAGAGCCGAGAAAGAUAAUGCAAAAGGAGAUUGCAUUCCCCAUGUUCGGAUGAAGCUCAGACCUAGAGAAAAUCGGAAGCGCAGUAUUCACGAUCUGACAACUGAUGAGGAUCAACUUUCAAGGAAUGAUGAAGAUAUGAAGCAUGAAUCAUGCAAGAAUGAUGAAGAUAGGAAGCAUGGAUUAUGCAAAGUUGCUGAAAUAUCUCUACAAGAGCAAACAUGCACUUCAUUUUGCUGUGUCUGUGGUAGCUCAAACGAAGAUGAAAUUAAUAAUAUACUGGAGUGCAGUCGCUGUUUAAUCAGAGUACAUCAAGGUUGCUAUGGCGUUUCCAGAUUACCGAAAGGCAAUUGGUAUUGCAGACCAUGCCGUACAAAUUCAAAGAAUAUUGUUUGUGUUCUUUGUGGUUAUGGAGAUGGUGCAAUGACUCAGGCAUUGCGAACUCGCACAAUUGUGAGAAGCCUUUUGAGAGUUUGGAAUGUGGACAUAGAAUGCAUGUCUAGAAAUAAGCAUUUUUCUGCCAAUCCUUUUCAAAACUCACUGAGCAGGUUGGAUUUCUCUGAUUCAAAAUGUGGAGGUGCCGCUACCUCAUUCCCUGUUCGACCUAUACAUACCAAACCGAUGGCUUCAUCUGUCUUCCAAGUGGAUAUGCCUUGUCACUUAAAUGCUGUACAGAUUUCCCCCAUUAGUGAGUUCAGGGUAGAUAAUAGUAUAACAGCAGGAUUACUUGAUUCAACAACUAAGCAAUGGAUUCAUAUGGUUUGUGGGCUUUGGACUCCUGGAACACGAUGCCCAAAUGUUGACACUAUGAGUGCAUUUGAUGUAUCUGGUGUUUCAUGUCCACGAGCAGAUAUGGUUUGCUCUAUUUGUAAUCGACCUGGGGGUUCGUGUAUAAAGUGCAGAAAUCUAAAUUGUUCUGUCCGGUUUCAUCCUUGGUGUGCUCAUCAGAAGGGUCUGUUACAAAGUGAAGUUGAAGGUGUUGAUAAUGAGAAGGUUGGGUUUUAUGGAAGAUGUGUGCUUCAUGCUACACAGUCAAUGUGUGAAUCUGAUUGUAACCCAGGUGAUGGGGUAACUGGUAGUUCAGGGUCAGAGGAAGUAACGUGUGCGAGGACUGAGGGUUACAAGGGCCGUAAACGAGAUGGUUUCUGGUAUAAAAAAUUUUAUAGUCAAAUUAAAGGCAGGGGUGGAUGCCAUGUUCCUCAAGAGCAAUUAAAUGCUUGGAUUCACAUUAAUGGGCAGAAAUCUUGCGCACAGGGACAUUCAAAAUUGACAAUAUCAGACAUUGAACAUGAUUGUCGGAAGGAAUACGCUCGUUAUAAACAAUCAAUGGGCUGGAAACAUCUGGUGGUUUACAAGUCUGGCAUACAUGCUCUUGGUCUUUACACAUCUCGCUUCAUAUCUCGGGCUGAAAUGGUUGUUGAGUACAUUGGUGAGAUCGUAGGGUUGCGUGUUGCUGAUAAGAGAGAAAAUGAGUAUCAGUCUGGAAGAAAACUUCAGUACAAAAGUGCUUGCUACUUUUUCAGGAUAGAUAAAGAGCAUAUAAUUGAUGCUACUUGCAGAGGCGGAAUUGCUCGCUUUGUUAAUCACUCAUGCCUGCCAAAUUGCGUUGCCAAGGUGAUUUCUGUAAGGAAUGAAAAGAAGGUUGUCUUUUUCGCGGAGAGAGACAUAUUCCCUGGAGAGGAGAUCACGUACGAUUACCAUUUUAACCACGAGGAUGAAGGUAAGAAGAUUCCAUGUUUCUGCAAUUCAAAAAAUUGCAGGCGCUACCUGAACUAAGAUGAUGUAUCUACUUGUUUCUCGUUGCAAAAUGUUUGUAAAUUAUUGGGGAAGAUGUAUCUUCAUUGUGGGUUAUGUAAAUAGGAUCUCAUCAUCAAAUAGAGACUAAUUAUUAUUAUGGUAAAAGUGCAAAGCCAAACGGGUACAUAGGUUGGUUGCUCUACACCCUUGCUCAUCAAAUAGAUGAAGGAGAGAUGAUGUAUUAGUGGCAAACUAUUAUAAUUAUUAUUAUUGUUGUUGUUGUAGUA